Molecule: messenger RNA, 3649 nt
Organism: Girardinichthys multiradiatus
Lineage: Eukaryota; Metazoa; Chordata; Actinopteri; Cyprinodontiformes; Goodeidae
Gene: sv2ba
Product: synaptic vesicle glycoprotein 2Ba
Exons: 13
Coding region: 386-2470 (694 amino acids)
Biological process (GO): transmembrane transport; chemical synaptic transmission
Cellular component (GO): membrane
Molecular function (GO): transmembrane transporter activity
Source: RefSeq, a predicted model, not a curated record
CCUCGGGUUUGGCUGCAGCCCGGCCUCGGGAUAAACUGUCAUGUAUGCUCUGGACAUUUGAAAAUGCUACUUGGACUUAUACAUUUUUUGAAAUAUUAAUGUGUGCCCUGUUCAGAAGGAAAAUGCAAACUAUGGUUCAGCAUGCAGCACUGUGCACAUCAAGGAAGGUAGCAGUCUAUCAACACAGCUUGUGAGGGCUUAGAAGUGAGACCCUAUAACAACAAAAGAUUUGCCAUUUCUUCCGACAGCUGAAAUCCAAGAGACCAAAAAAGAACUCACUGCUCCUCAGGAGGAUUAUGUCAUUAUAGUUGACAUCUUGAGCUUCUUCAGCAAACAAAAGCUACGAGACAGAGUCCCUCCUGCUCCGUUUACAUAGACAGAAAUCAUGGAUGACCCCUAUCACAACAAUGUGAACCAGCAGAUGACUGAGGGCGGACAAUACACCUACACUCAAGAUGGAGGAGGUCAGGAUGGCUACCCUUACCAGACGAACUACCCCCAACAGGAUGAGGAUGCUGCCAGUGACGCCACUGAGGGUGCUGAUGAGGAUGAUCAGAUGUAUGAGGGGGAAUACCAGGGUAUCCCCCACCCUGAUGAGAUCAAAGAAGCACGGCGAGCCGCCCGAUUGGAGGCCAAGAGGAAAGCUCGUCUGGCUGCACAGUAUGAGGAGGAGGAGGAAGAAAACCUGCCGGAGCAGUAUGAGACCAUCAUGGAGGACUGUGGCCAUGGGCGCUUCCAGUGGACACUCUCCUUUGUGCUUGGCCUUGCACUGAUGGCAGAUGGUGUGGAUGGCUUUGUGGUGGGCUUUGUCAUGCCCAGUGCUGAGAAAGAUAUGUGCAUAUCCAAUGCAGACAAAGGACUCUUGGGUCUGCUGGUGUAUGUGUCCAUGAUGGUGGGUGCCCUGGUGUGGGGCAGUCUGUGUGAUAAGAUGGGGAGGAGGAAGUGUCUCAUCUACGUCCUGACCAUCGACCUGGUCUUCUCCUUCCUUUCCUGCUUCGCUCAGGGUUACGGCUUCUUCCUUUUCCUAAGGUUCUGCUCAGGCUUUGGAAUUGGCGGAUCCAUCCCAAUCGUGUACACCUACUUCACUGAGUUCCUGCAGAUGGAUAAGCGUGGAGAACAUCUGAGCUGGCUCUGCAUGUUCUGGAUGCUGGGAGGCCUGUACGCCUCCUUCACUGCCUGGGGAAUCAUUCCUCACUAUGGCUGGGGCUUCACCAUUGGUACCCAGUUUCAGAUGCACAGCUGGAGACUCUUCAUGUUCGUGUGUCUGUUCCCAGCACUGGCUGCACUCAUUGGAGUCGUCUUCAUGCCAGAGAGUCCACGUUUCCUGCUGGAGAAUGCCAGACACGAUGAGGCAUGGAUGAUCCUGCGACAGGUUCAUGACACCAACUGGAAAGCCAAGGGGGAACCAGAGAGAGUCUUCACUAUUACAAACAUUAAGACUCCACAAACCCAGGAGGACGAGUUCAUAGAGAUCCAGAGUGAUACCGGAACCGCCUUCCAGCGCUGGACAGUCCGAAAAAUGACCAUGCUGCAGCAGGUGAUGGCCAAUGUGAUGUCUUUAUCUGCUCCGGAACUCCGGCUGCAAGGCCUGUUCCUACUCAUUGUGUGGUUCUGUAUGGCUUUCAGUUACCACGGUCUAGGAGUGUGGUUCCCUGAUAUGAUAAAGUACAUGCAAUACGAGGAGUACGAGUCCAAGGUCCGAGUGUUUCACCGAGAACGUGUGGAGCGUUUCCACUUUAAUUUUUCCCUGGUCAACCAAGUCCACCGCGAGGGAGAGUACAUCCAUGACAAAUUUGCAAACAUCGAGAUUAAAUCUGUCAAGUUUGAGGAAUCGCUCUUUGAGAACUGCUACUUUGAGGACAUCAAAUCGACCAACACAUUCUUUGAGAACUGCACAAUCAAAAACACUGUCUUCUAUAACACAGACUUGUGGCAGGAAAAGUUCAAAAACUGUCGAAUGGAAAACACCACCUUCCUCCAUCCAAAAAAAGGCUGUCAUUUGAACUUCCAGGAGGAAAACGACAUCGUCAUCUACAUGGUCAGCUUCCUUGGCAGUCUGGCUGUGUUGCCUGGCAACAUCAUCUCAGCUUUGUUCAUGGACAAGAUAGGACGGAUUCGAAUAAUAGGCGGUUCUAUGCUGGCGUCAUCAGCCUGUACUUUCCUGUUGCUUUUAAGCUUCAGUCAAGGAGCCGUAAUCUGCUGGCAGUGUCUUUUCUAUGCGGUUAGUGUGGCAGCCUGGAAUGGGCUGGAAGUCAUUUCUGUGGAGCUCUACCCCUCCUCUAAAAGAGGGACAGCAUUUGGUAUCCUGAACGGAAUAUGUAAGUUUGCAGCCAUCAUUGCCAGCUUCAUCUUUGCAGCCUUCAUCGGCAUCACAAAAGUUAUCCCCAUCUUCCUGGCUUUCGCCGCCCUCGUCUGUGGAGGUCUGUUGGCUCUAAAGCUGCCUGAAACACGGGAGAAAAUCCUCUCUUGAAAAGUCAGACCUCCUGCUGCUUCGGAUCCCCCGACACAAACAGCAAACUGGGGGAGGGGGGGGGGGCACCAAGGAAAGAUUAUGGCGCUAUGUUGUAUGAUUGUAUCAAUGCUGUUACAUGUUCAAAAAUAGUUCAAAACCUGUAUGGUGGCCUACAUCAACCUGUGGUUGCUCUCUGCUUCUGGAAAGCUCCUCAGGCUGCCCAGCAUUUCUGUCACAUCGUGUCAGUCUAGUCUUUGUCAUCCUCUAUCGUCCCACUCUAUGUUCACACACAUCUGUUCUUUUUAAGGUUUGUGUAAAAGACUAAAGCAAUGUGUCUGUGUUUGAAUGGUUAUGUAGAUCAUGUUACCAUGUUGUGCUUUGGUUUCAUUCCCUCUUGAUGAAAGAGAGAGAACUUUUAGUGAUGACUUAAAAAUGACGAGACUCACGGCUCAGUCUCAGCAGCAAUAUUACUUUUACUCUAAAAGCAAAUACCGCAAACAUUAAUCCCAAUGUUUAUUCAGAGCAGCCCUGAGGUGUCUGUAGUUUGUGUUGCCCAGUUUAUUUUCUUUAGGUAAAAAUGUCUCACUGACCAAUUUACUAAGAGGUCAGUCAGUGUAUCUCAUCUAACAAUGACCUCCUCAGUUUUCCCAACUCAUCCAGGAAACAACCUGACCAGGCUUUAUGACUCUGAGAUGUCUUGUUUGUCCUCAGUUAUAGAGCUGUGUUUUAAUGGUGUUGUUAAUGUAGUAUUAUGGUUUUUGUCUGUCACAUCUUGCCAUGUCAAAAUGUAAGGAACCGUCUUUGUCUUUUUCUAAAGAAAGAGAGAACAUUGCAAAACUGUAAGAUUAGAUGUUUUCAUAUGAUGCUCUCAUUUUAACACUGAUGAAGAACUGAUUUGCAGAAAAUGCUGCAUUUCUAAAAAUGUGUCAAGAUUUUUUCUGAGCAUUGUACUUAAUUGGUAUGACUGAUAUAUGUGUGUGAGCUUAAGUGUGUGUGUGUGUGUGUGUGUGUGUGUGUUUGAGAACGAGAGAGAGAGAGAGUCUGAGUGUGUCUGAAUGUUAUCAAAAUGCCUGUGAAUUUACUGAAACUCAACAUUCUACCACUGCUGUAUUUGCUGUUGUACAUAUAGACCUGUGUAAAUUAGCUGUACCAUAGUAGUUGUAUCAUGACUUGAAUAAAGCUAAGGGUGUGAUCCGA